UUCAACAGGGCUCCGGCAUGACGCUGCUCUCAGAUCAGCCGGUAAACGACUCCCAGGCUGUGUUUAAGUAUCGUCCUGUGGACUUCCUCUUCACUUGUCUGGGUCUGGUGUUCCUGUUGCUCGACAUUGUUCUGGAUAUCUAUGCAGCUGUGAGUUUUUACCAGGAAAAGGAGUACGCAUGCCUCGGUGUGCUGCUGCUGUUCCUGCUCGGCUCCUCGGUGCUCGGGCAGCUCUACAGUUGGCUGUGGUACAGCUACGAGAACUUUCGCAGGGAGACCAAGGUGGAGAGAUGCCUGAGACUGUGGCAGCUCCACCUCCUUCAUGUGCUCCAGCUGGGAAUCUACUUCAGGCAUGCCGGUGUCGUGGAGGCUUCUGUCCACAGCUUCCUCACGAGGUCGCCCCUGCCCAUGGCCGUGUUCCUGACCCACGACCUCAGCAUGCUGAAGCUGUUUGAGGCGUUUUCGGAGGGCACCCCUCAGCUCGUGCUCAUGCUCACCAUCAUCCUGCAGCGGGGUCAGCUGGACCCGGUGACAGUGCUGAAGGCCCUCGGCUCGGUCGCAGCCAUCGCCAUCAGUGUGACUAUGUACCACCGCUCCCUGCGCUCCUUCCUGCCCGAAAAGAUGGACCAGCGGCUGGCCUCCUCAGUGGUCUACUUCAUCUGGAACGUGCUCUUCAUCGCCUCCCGCGUGGUCGCCCUCGCCCUCUUCGCCUCCGUGCUGCCCUGCUUCAUCUUCAGCCACUUCUUCUGCUCCUGGCUGGUUUUAUUCUUCUUCGCCUGGAGAUCCAAGACCAGCUUCAUGGAUAGCCCCGGUGCUGAGUGGCUGUACCGAGCCACUGUGGGCCUCAUUUGGUAUUUCAACUGGUUUAAUGUGGCGGAGGGGAGCACCAGGACCAGGAUUCUGCUCUACCACGGCUACAAACUGGCGGAUAUUUCCCUCCUCUGCGGCCUGUGGUGCUGGAAGACAACCACAGAACCAUCUCAUAGUGGAAUAACCCUCUUUUAUGCUGUAAUCACUGCUGUCAGUGUUGUGUCUUUUUACUUCCUUGGACUCUUAUUUAAAAUAAUAUAUUACAAAUACCAUCACCCAAACCUCGACAGAGAGCAGAUGACAGGUGUCUCGACUGGGAUGGCCCAAAAUGGAGAUGAGGCACCUGUGGGUAAAUCACCUUCUGGUGAUGAGGUGGACUUAACGCUCAUUCUUUAUUCCGCGUCAUUAGAAUCAGUCGUUGCAGAUCGCUGCGGGCCCAGAACACCAUCACCUCCGCCCAGCGCUGGCCGCUGCAAUAACAGAAUGAGGAAGAUGGCCAAUAACUUCUACUGCUGACCUGCUGUCACUUGACAUCCGCACAGGACCUGAGGUUUGAAAGAGACGUGAGUCAUGCAGGCGUCUGUCAACACGCCACUGAGUUCACAGGACUUUGACCGCCUCAUUAACCACAGAUUCAAACUCAUGAGAAUCUACUGAGGUCCAGGUGGAGACACUUUGUGGUGUUAUGGUCCAAUGACAGUCAGUUACUGGUGUUCCCUUGUGUUUACCGUUUAUCAUUAUUA
Limanda limanda (common dab) is the source of this 1552-nucleotide messenger RNA. Its product is annotated as XK-related protein 8-like. Gene Ontology annotation, biological process: phosphatidylserine exposure on apoptotic cell surface; engulfment of apoptotic cell; apoptotic process involved in development. Gene Ontology annotation, cellular component: plasma membrane. The transcript has 3 exons. The record is from RefSeq and is a predicted model, not a curated record. Bases 18 to 1325 code for a protein of 435 amino acids. Lineage: Eukaryota; Metazoa; Chordata; Actinopteri; Pleuronectiformes; Pleuronectidae.